UGCCCCCCUCCUCGUCCUCCUCCCGAAAUGUGAAUGAAAAGAGAAAAAAAAACUAACGUUAAAACGCGACAUUUUGAGCGUUUUCGUGAGGAAACAGUGGCCGAGUGGAGCGGACGAGCGAAAACAGUCGGGCGAAAGUGUCCGCGUCGCUGUGCCGGAGGAGCGGUGGGCGGUGAAAGCGGUUGAUUGAUGAUUAGAUUUACGGUGUGGAUCACGGCGGGGAGAGAGGAUGACUCACUCCGUCUGAUGUGAUGUUCACCCCGCAACAGCUCGGCAGUGCGGUGGCACGCCGGUAGUUGAGCCUCACGGAUCGGGCGGCGAGCUCCACCGAUAGCAGCCAAACUUUAUCAAACUGCUACCAUGCGUGUGGAAGCCUCCCAGAUCCGGGCGUUUGUUUGAAACUUGCUGUCACUCGGUUAGUUGGCGAGACAUCGAGAGAGCGUCGUGAUUUACCGUAAAUUUCGUGACGCCUGAUUGCCAUGGAAACUGCGCUGAAGGGAAAGUGUCCGUGUUAACUUCAGCAUCAACCUUUUCCAACGGGGGUCGGAUAAAAAAAUAAAAAAAAAAACUGUUGGAUAUCUCAUUGUUUUCUUUCUGGUGUCUCCUCCUCUGGCUUUACUUUUCCUCUGUAAUUUCACCACAAAGCAGGUGACAACGGACGAUGGAGCUUCAGACAGAGAAGAGGUUCCACAACUUGACCCUUGAGCAACUUCAGGCUCUCGACAAAGUCUUGACGGAGGUAAUCCCCAUCCAUGGGCGAGGAAAUUUUCCCACACUGCAGGUGAGAGCCAAAGACAUCAUUCGUGUUGUGAAAGAUCGGCUGGUUGAAAGAGACAUCCAGGUUAAAGACAUACGCCUUAAUGGAGCGACGGCCAGCCACGUCCUGGUGAGAGAUAACGGCCUGGGCUACAGAGACUUGGACAUAAUUUUUAGAGUGGAGCUGCCCAGACAGGAGGACUUCCAGGUGAUUAAGGAGGUGGUGCUGGGCAGCCUGCGAGACCUCCUCCCUUAUGGCGUCAACAGACGGAAGAUCACCUGCCUGACAAUGAAGGAAGCCUACGUGCAAAAGAUGGUGAAAGUUUUCAAUGAGCACGACAGAUGGAGCCUCAUCUCGCUUUCUAACAACAGAGCUAAAACGGUGGGGCUCCGAUUUGUUAGCUCCCUUCGCAGGCAGUUUGAGUUCAGCGUGGACUCCUUCCAGAUAAUAUUAGAUCGUAUGCUGGAGUCCUACUGGGAGACUGAAAGGAAACAAGGAGGAAGGCUGGCACUGAAUGCUGGGAAUUUGUCUAAAAGAGACAACCAGAACGAAAAUAAAGCACAGCAGCAAUCAAGCAAUCCUCAGGAUGUUGACAAAGAUGUUGAAAAAGAUACAGCAAUGGCAACCAAUGCAGAGAGUCUGUGCCAGGAUGAAGCAGUUUCUGUGCUUGAGAAUGAGCUUCCACAUGCAGAGACAGAGCAUGUCGAUGAUGAUCAUGAGGUGCAGCAGGUGUCAGAACCUGAAGGAACGAAAUUACAAAGGGAAGAAGAGGAUGGCAUUGAGGACGUUCAUUCAGAGGAGGACAUUGUGUUUGAGUUAUGUGAAGAAAACGGAGAAGAUAAAGGACAAAAUCACAGUGAUUAUCCUUUAGUUGCAUCUCCUAAAACUUUAUUUCCAGAUGCAAGUUUAAAACUGCAGAAUAAUGAAGAUUUGUGUGAGUCACAAGCUUCCCAGCCUGUGCCUAUAAUGCACACGGAGACGUCAGUUCCACAAGAAAUGUCCCAUUGUAAAGAAAUUACUCAGUUCAAAGUAGACUCAGUAAUCUGCAAGACUGAAAUUACCAUAAGCCAACAAGAUUCACAUAAUGAGUUCUCCUUUCCUCCUCCAGCUAAAAAGACUUGCAGCACCUCACAGGACAUUGUGCCAGACUACUGCCCUUCACCGAAGCUACAAAGAAAAAUGUCACGGAAGUUGAUCAGCAAACCUGAAAAAUGGUCUUUACUGACUGAUUUGUCAGACCUUACAACACAGCUGUUUCCACCCAUAGAGAUACCGAAACCACUUCAGCCAAAACCUCCUUUGCCGGAUAGUGCUAAUGAUUCAAAUGUACCAGACGGCAAGACGGAGAACGUUGAGGGUUCGGACGCCCUCGCAGAGCCCACACAGUGUCCAGCCAGUACGCUUCAGGAAGGGACUGGCUCUAGUGAAACUGUAGAACAAUCUGUUAAGCCAAAACAUUCAAAGAAGCCUCCUGAUUCAGAGACUCAGAUCCACACAUGUACAGCAAACGUAGCCUCACAGCCUCAAGUAGAUGAGCAAAAACCUGGACUGGCGGAUGAUGUCCCAAACAGCUAUGGGUCAAGCUCAUGGGUCGGGGCAGCAGGGGAACCAACCAUCACUGUGGAGGCUGAGUGCAUGUACGGAGACUUCGAGCAGGCUAUGGAUCACCUCCGCCACCGCCUCAUCGCCACCCACAACCCAGAGGAGAUCCGAGGAGGGGGUCUGCUUAAAUACAGCGACCUGCUGGUGAGGAACUUCCGGCCAGCAAGCGAGACCGAGAUCAAAUCCUUGGAGCGAUACAUGUGCUCCCGCUUCUUCAUCGACUUCCCCGACGUGAGCGAGCAGCAGCGGAAGAUCGAGGCCUACUUGCAGUGCCAUUUUAUUGGCAACGAGGAGACGAGCAAGUACGACUAUUUGAUGACCCUGCGACGCGUGAUAGAUGAGAGCACGGUGUGUUUGAUGGGACACGAGAGGAGACAGACGCUCAAUAUGAUCACAGUCCUGGCUUUGAGGGUGCUGGGCGAGCAGAACGCCAUCCCCAACACAGCCAACGUUACCUGCUUCUACCAGCCGGCUCCAUAUAUGACCGAGCCUAUUUACAACAGCUACUUCAUCACUCAGGCUCAGCCCCCGCUCGUCUACCACCCCUACCCCCUACACGUGCACAUGCAGACUGGCCUGGUGUAGCUACAGUGAUAUGCCCACAGGGAGGCAUGCAGGCUGCUUUUAGCAUGGUGCUCUGCAAGCAGAGGCACAAAUGGAAGUUUUAGCGACAACAGGCAACCAUGGGCGCAGUGUUGUUUAAUGUUUUGAAAUCCCUCCUGAUUAUGACGUGAAAGAUAAUGAAAGUCCGAACUGAAAGGGGUCUGGAGGCGAAGCAUAUGUCACCGUUUCAAGAUGAACACUUUUGAAAAGGAAAGAAAUGUGAGGAGCCCACUUCUCCGAAAGCUUGUAGAGAGGAUUUUGUGGAAGAUGAUGGACUUUUCAGCUCAGAUUUGGAGGAGAUCUGUACUGAUCACUGUCCCCUUUUGAGGAGAAUGUUGUAAUGUCUCUAUGGCUGGACGAUAAUCCAACAUAUAAAACAUAAUCUAUGAAACACCUGUUGACAAUGGAAAUAUCAGUUUGGUUAAAGUUUGAGUCACGUUAAAUCUUUCUGAGGGGUUAAAACCCCAUUUAGCUGUUUUGUAGUCAUCGGUCUGUAGAGUAAACUUCAACAUGUGGCUACCUGUGUAUUCACUGUACAGAAAUAGAACACCAUUUACUGAGGGAAUACUGUGGACACAGUCUCCUGUGGUAUUUCCAUGAUAUCGUGAGUUCUGUAUUUGUGAAUGUAAACACCCUCAUUUCAGUGAGUUCAAUGGUUUAGAGCCAUAAGGGACUGUGCAAAAAAUAUUGGGCUAAAAAGCAAAACCUUGGACAUUAAAGCCCCUGAAAACUUACCUGACCUUCUUUUCAAACAAAAAUUUGAGUGAAAGUUUGGGGGGAAAAAAAAUCAAUCUCUUAUCCCACAUAUGAUCCAUCGCUUUUUUUCCAUUCUAACUUCUUCAUUCGAAGGGUGUUAAAUACUACCAUUUUGUCAAGACUACAGGCAUCUCAGCAGCAACAACAACAACAGAAAGAUAAAUCAUAUACCAGAGGGUUGUACUACAGUGGGAGAUGAGUGGGUUAGCUAGGUAUGUUUUCAGUAUCACAAUAGUGGCUCUCUUUUAGGCUGCUAGAUCUCCAUUGUAUCUUAUGCUUUCCAUAUGACCCAUUAUCUCUGACUGGGGUUGCAUGUUUAGCUGAACCAGCUCACACACACGGAAAGCCUGGCUUUGUUAAACUUGCUGCGUGGUACAGCCUUAAGGGGACCUUUAGCCUUGAUACCACCCACGUCUUCAUUCGAUGCCCAUAGACAUAUACGAGUUUUUCAGUUUAAAGUUCCUCUCCAGUCAUUGAUUAAACCCCUAAAAACUAAUCUCUGUGCAUCAGAGUUACAUCUUCAGAAGUUUACUUCUAUAAAAAUAAUCCUCCUUUACUGUGGUUUUUAUACAGGAAGCUCCACCCUGCAAACUGACAGGAUUUGUUCCUUAUGUUUGUUAUGUAUGAAACUCUGGAAGUCUAACUCUGUGUUAUUGAGACUGCCGUGCGUACACUGAAGUUUCAAGUCAGAAAUACUCAGCCAUAGGGUUCCCUGCUUAUUUUGUUUAUGAUGUGUCUUCCAACAUUAAAAAAAACAGCGUAUGGACAUGUUAAAAAAGGUAAAAACAUUAUUUUCAUCAGAAAGGUCUCUUCAAAAGAUCCUCAUAAGGAGGCCAGGUCACAGAACUUUCAUCCAGAAUAUUGAGGUUUGUAUGCAUUUGUUCAACCCUUGUUUUUCAUUUAGUACCAUUUGAUACUGUGACUUAAGUCUCGAUUUUACUCACUGUCUUGUUAAAUUUAAGCACGAAAAUUACUUGGUUAAGUUCAGAAAAAGAUUGGGACUUUGGUUAAAAUGCACCCUUUUGCAACAUUAGCCACGAUGUUACAUUCAAACUUCUCACAGUCACAACACCAGCAGAGAACAUGUAGUUACGGACUCAUGACUUCUAUUUCUAAUGUUCUGAGAUUUUUAGGUAUCUAGCAGACUACCCUACAUGUUAGAAAAAGUCACACCCAAGAGUACCAAGUCCGGUCUAAUGUGACGCCAAAAGUUUAGUAGAAGUUGAAGGUGAACCUCAUUCACACUAUUGUUUGUUUGCAGUUUUGUUUCCAGUCCCUGGAACCUCCUUCCCAUUCACAUUGUUCUAUUUCUUAAAGAUGGCAAGCUGGGAUGGAAUGGUGACUAACGCCCAGUCUGUCAUGUGUCUUCGCCAAGUCAUAGCAUGAAUUUCUGCCUCCAUAAUAUGACACACUGACCAUCUUAUCAGACAAUAAAUGCUGUGGAGUCUUGAUCUGAUUCACUGGACAAGAAGAAUUAGAAAACCACCCAGAAACUGGCAACAGAUCUUGAUUCAAAUGUCGCAAAUGUUGCUUUGGAGUAACACAACCUUUCAUGUAGGAUCUCAUUAUUCAUACUAAAAAUGCUCAUAUAGAAAAUAGGUUUUCAGGAUCUUUGGUGCUUUAUUUUGAAAACAUGUGUAUUAAUGUAAUCAUUUAUCUUAACUACGUAAUCAAUAAAGAAGGUAGAAAUAAAAUACCCUCCAUUUUUCCUGGCCUCACUCUUCACCUAAUAAUUUUCCAACAGUCCCUUACAAUAUUAACCAAGCCUUUGAUCACAACCAGUGACCGAUGUUAUCGUAUUAGGAGGUGUUGAGUUGUACUUUUGUGUUGUAAUCAUUUUGAACUAGUGCAAAAUUCUGAACUUGAAGCCAUGUCCAUAUAUCAGUGAAUUUACCUGCAUUUUACCAGAUAAAUUCUCCAACCUUUUAUCAGAGAACAUCACAAGGAUUUGCCUUCUUCUAAAAUUAUAGAUAAACUUGAGAACUUGUUCACAAAUCCAGACUGAACAGCUGAAAAUACAGAGCAUGUUCAAUCCCAGUUGCUCCUUCGGCCGUCCCAGGCUGAAUAGACUUUCUGUAUGUGUUACAUGGUGACAGUUAUUUGUUGUAGUGGACGAAGUGAAUGUACGUUCUGUCGGGGUUCUGCCUGCCAUUGUGUGCAAAAAUGUUACUGCUCAUUUUAAUUAUUUAAGCUGUCUACAAUGCAACCAGGAGUUACUGCACUCUGUCCCUGUGUGUUUGUUCACUGCAUUGUAAUGUAUUCAGUACAAGAAAAAAAGUCCAUUUAAGCACAGGUUAGGAUAUGUGAGCUCUUCACACCAUGUCUGAGACUGAAGCACAAUGUUAAUGCAUUUAGAUGUUGUCGAGUAAUGAAGGUGUUUUAAUUGCUUGUGAUUCUCCAACUAAAUAUUGAAGACAUCUAAAAUACUGUAGUGCCCUGUGUAGCUUUCAAGUGGUUGUAUCUAUCUUAUCUUUAGACUCUGGGUUUGUUGUGUAUUGUUAAGGAACUGUUAUGCUCGUAGAGAAACUCACAUAUCCCUGUAAUGAUAUCCAGUUGCUCAGAUUGUUGUGUUAUUGUGGUAAUAAAUAUAACACAACC
This is a messenger RNA of Amphiprion ocellaris (clown anemonefish), 6316 nucleotides long. RefSeq lists its product as uncharacterized. Bases 662 to 2944 code for a protein of 760 amino acids. Gene Ontology annotation, biological process: mRNA stabilization. The transcript is spliced from 2 exons. NCBI's taxonomy places the organism in Eukaryota, Metazoa, Chordata, Actinopteri, Pomacentridae. Gene Ontology annotation, molecular function: RNA binding; poly(A) RNA polymerase activity. The record is from RefSeq and is a predicted model, not a curated record.